UUUUCAUGGCUUUCUGCAGCCAUUUUGAGCUGCCGUUGCGUUUCUUCAGCAGCCCUGGGACCUUCCUAGGAGAACACGGGUAGCUGACGAGCCCAAGAACCACGACUGAAACCUCAUUUUAUCGCUAGCUACAUUGUUUUAGUAAUAUGGAACCGCCGGGGACUAGUAUUGGAUGCGUAUCGUUUGAAAGAACGGGGGGUUUCAGUUGGUUUGUUAAUUUAUCUUGACAUGGCUUGUACUAGGUGUGGGAGCUAGCUAGUUAGCUAGCUAGCUAACUUACGUUAGCUGCACAAAAGGAAAAAAAAAACUGAUAGUUAGCAUAAAAUAAGCGCAAGCGAAGUACAUAGUAACUCGAGAGGAUGGAAGUGUACGUUGGCUAAAGACUAGACUUGCUAACUACCUUUCCGUGUUUGGCCAGCGGUAAAUCAAGUGCGCACAUCUAGCCGACUAGCUGGCGUUGACCAUACCGCGGGAGCUAUGGCUGUAAAUAUGUCUCUAGUGAAAACCGUUUUGAAACGUCGCUAGUAGCUAGUCACACGUCAUAGCGAGGAUAGCUGGCAAGCGAGUCGCUAGACUAGAGAGCCGAGCCGGAGGAAAAAAAAAAGACAAUGUAAAAAUAAUUUUAGGAAAAAAGCAGUUGUUUAUCACAGGCUAGCUUCCUAGGCCACGAUUACGCUGAGCACUCCCGCCGGAAUAUGUAGCUUGCUGGCUAACGAGCUGCGGAGCAUCCCUGGCCUGACCACUUCAGCUUCUCCAUCACCAUGAGUGCACCUACCGGGCCCGUAUGAAACACGAAGAAGGCAGAAUGACUCCCGUUUGUGUCGUUUUAUUUCGGGAUCAUGCUUUCCCGACCUCUUGAGUUCGUCGCAGUCCUCCGUAGUCCUAGACCUAGGUGGUUGAGUUCUCAAGCCGCGCAGAAACACGUGAACGUAACGUUGCAGCAGUGCCCUCAGCUCCAGCCAUGGAUGAAGGUGAUUGGAAACAAACUUAGACAGCAUCUGUUUGUCUGCUUCUGUUCAAGCAGAUAAAACUUAACUCUUUUUCUUUUGGAACCUAAGAUGGCUUGUUUUAGAUGGUCAGCAUGAGUUCAGGGACAUCCUUUAGAUUCUCAGUUGCAUUUUGCAUGCUUCAAAGUUAGGGAUAGUCUAAAUUUUGUCUGCUUUCAUGUUAUUUUGCUGUAUACCUAAAGUCAAGCGUUUGGGAGACUGACUUGGUGAAUUCAACUGCAUUAUUUGGAUUGUAAUGCCAACUUAAUCUAAAUAUGUUGAUUCUCAAAAUGAUUUAACUAAUUGGGAUCGUAAUUAGCUAGCUAUUUUGUGCUAGCUAGUAUGCCCCAUUCCCCUAUGGACCUUCUAUGCAACAACAGAAAAUGGCUUAGCGAAGUUUAUAUUUGGCACUUCAUUUAGAAUUAGAGUAGUUGUUUCACUUAGGCAUUCUAGGAUUCUUUGUUUUAUGCAGUCUCCUAGAGGGAAAGUUGUUUCACCCAGUUUACUGUUAGGGCUACUGAUACAAAACAUUAGAUUGAGCAAAUAGUGUGUGGGAUAAAGGGGCUGCAAUCAUUACUCCACAAUGGGGGACCCUAACUCCCGAAGAAAACAAACUAUGAACCGACUACGUGCUCAGCUUCGCAAGAAAAAGGAGUCCCUGGCUGACCAGUUUGAUUUCAAGAUGUACAUUGCUUUCGUAUUCAAAGAUAAGAAGAAAAAGUCUGCACUUUUUGAAGUAGCUGAAGUGGUACCAGUUAUGACCAAUAACUAUGAAGAGCACAUUAUUAAGGGUGUGCGGGAUUCCAGCUACACAUUAGAAAGUUCAUUAGAACUACUGCAGAAGGAUGUGGUACAGCUGCACGCCCCUCGCUACCAGUCCAUGCGUAGGGAUGUCAUAGGAUGCACCCAGGAGAUGGACUUCAUCCUUUGGCCUCGCAAUGACAUAGAGAAGAUAGUCUGUCUUCUUUUCUCCAGAUGGAAGGGAUCUAAUGAUGAGCCCUAUAGGCCUGUUCAGGUCAAGUUUGAAUUUCAUCAUGGAGACUACGAAAAGCAAUUCUUGCAUGCCAUGAGUCGAAAGGACAAGGCUGGAAUGGUGAUGAACAACCCAAGUCAGUCCAUGUUCCUCUUCACGGACAGACAGCACUUACAGCAGACUCCAAAGGCCAAGGCUACAGUCUUCAAGUUGUGCAGCAUCUGCCUUUACCUGCCGCAGGACCAGCUGACCUGCUGGGGCAUGGGCGGGAUAGAGGACCACCUCCGUCCGUACAUGCCUGACUAGAGUGUCGCUGUGGCUCCCAAGGGAGGACAACCAGAGACCACUACAGCAAGCUCACCUCCUUUCCAGCACACCUCGUUUCCUUUACUCAAUACAAGUGAACUUGUGCUUGGAACACACCUUAUGUUAACUCAUUUUCAUCCAGGAGCUUGAUUCAUUAUUUUCCUCCAAUUUCCUGUGUGUCAUUUAAUUUUGCACUGAUUUAUUACCAUAUCAUGAAUGAUUGUAAAUUUUAUUUCACAGGUAUAAUGCUCCUAGCAUUUUAGGAUUAUUUCUGAAGUCUGUGUUGAAGGAGGGCAGGUGAGCUGAGAAGGAUUGGCUUUAAAAUGCAAUUUUAACAAUCCUGAAAUGGCUUUACUGUAGUUUUCUUUUUCCCUGCCAGUGGGUUUUGCUUGGUCUUUUGGCAACUUCCUGGAAUUUUGGUAGCCUUUUUGUCAUACUUUUGCCAGGCCAAUAGAAAGCUCAGAGGCAUAUUUAGCCUGGUUAUGUGAAACUGCAGAAAAUAAAAUUUUUUAAAAAAGGCUAGAAAUGUUUUUUUUUUUUUUUUCUCUCUCUUUCCCUUUAUGCAUAAAGAAAUACAUUUUUGCCAUGCAGACAAAUAGGCUGUUGUCUGGCUACCAAAAACUAAAUCUGGGAAUAUUGAUGGGGUUUUCUGUAAAUGAGAAACUGCCUAGAAAAAAGAUACAUUAAUUACAACCAUUAGAUUUGAACUUGUUUUGAUAGGCAAAACUUUGCACUAAUUGCUUAAUUGCUUUUUGAGGGUUGGUGUUUGUAAGCUUGUUUUGGUGGGAAAGGGCACAGAUCAGCACAUUCAGUUUGUCAAUCAAUACACUGAAAAUAAAAAAGGGGGAAACAU
Molecule: messenger RNA, 3118 nt
Organism: Scleropages formosus (Asian bonytongue)
Lineage: Eukaryota; Metazoa; Chordata; Actinopteri; Osteoglossiformes; Osteoglossidae
Gene: c18h6orf62
Product: chromosome 18 C6orf62 homolog
Exons: 5
Coding region: 1570-2265 (231 amino acids)
Source: RefSeq, a predicted model, not a curated record